AUGGCCAGGAACCUGACCGUCCUGCCAGCAUAUCUCACCCGCCUCUUCAGCCUCGCGGGCAAGACGGCCGUCGUCACGGGCGGCAGCUCGGGCAUCGGCAGGGAGAUCGCCCUCGCCCUCGGCCAGAGCGGCGCCAAAGUCAUCCUCGUCGCCCGCCGCGCGCAGCCGCUGGCCGCGGCCGCCGAGCAGCUCGCCCAGCUCGGGGUGCCCGCGACCCCGAUCGCCGCGGACCUCUCGAACCUCGCGGACCUGCACCACGCCAGCGCCCGCAUCAAGUCCGCCCACGGCGUGCCCGACAUCCUCGUCAACGCCGCCGGCGCGGGCCUCUCGCGCCGCCCGCCGCCGCUGCUCUCGCGCGUCACCCAGGGCGACUGGGACCACGCCAUCGCCGCGAACCUCACGGCGCCCUUCGCGCUCGGCCAGGCCUUCGGCCCGGGCAUGGCCGCCCGCGGCAGCGGCCGCAUCAUCAACGUCGUCGGCCAGCAGUCGUUCCGCGGCUGCCCGGGCGGCGACAGCGGGGCCUACGGCGCCGCCAAGGGCGGCCUCGUGUCGCUGACGCGGUCCCAGGCCGAGGCGUGGUCACGCAGCGGCGUUUUGUGCAACGCCAUCGCGCCGGGCGUCGUCGUCGUCGAGGAGACGCCUGCGAGUGUGAUGGAGGAGGAGGAGGAGGUGUCGGCCGACGCCGCCGAAAGGGCCGAGGCGCACGCGGCGCGGACGAUGAUCGGACGAAACGGCAUGGUGGAGGACUUUGCCGGGGUCGCCGUGUGGUUGGCGAGCGGCGCGAGUGCCGCCGUCACGGGACAGACCAUCUUUGUCGACGGGGGGUAUUCGGCUACGCAGUAG
Molecule: messenger RNA, 843 nt
Organism: Colletotrichum destructivum
Lineage: Eukaryota; Fungi; Ascomycota; Sordariomycetes; Glomerellales; Glomerellaceae
Product: Putative short-chain dehydrogenase/reductase SDR, NAD(P)-binding domain superfamily
Exons: 1
Coding region: 1-843 (280 amino acids)
Molecular function (GO): oxidoreductase activity, acting on the CH-OH group of donors, NAD or NADP as acceptor
Source: RefSeq, a predicted model, not a curated record